AUGGGCGACGUUCCAGAUAAUGAGGACUACGCAAUGCAGAAGACCACUCCGGAUGCGCCCAAGCCAAAGGUUCUUAUGGGAUGCUAUCAGGAGACUGCACGUGGUCGGUCGCUGGGUACAUACGCACCUCUGAACCAAGCCCAGAUGUCUCCGCAGCGGUGCGAGACUCACUGCAAGCAAUACAAUUCGCAGAUGUUCGGCGUCAGCCGUACUUGGUGCUUUUGCGGCGAUACGCUUGGAACAGGAACCAAAGGUGCUCCGCUCAGUCAAUGUAACAUACCAUGUGCGGGAGACAGCGAGGAAUUCUGCGGCGCGACACUUCGUGUCAACAUCUAUGGCCCAGAAGAGCUUUUGACUGAACCUCUUGUGCCCAGCACUGCGAAGCCAGCAGGCUGCUGGCAGGAACCAACGGGCGCGAACCGAAAGGCGCUCAACGACUAUCCCAGUCUUUCAAAUGCCGGCAUGACAGUCCAGAUGUGCCAGGACCACUGCUCUGCAUACCAAGCUCACCUGUUCGGGGUGGAGAAUGGCAGAGAAUGCUACUGUGGUAUGACGACCAAGAACAAUCCGACCCGCAAGCCCAACACCGCGUGCAAUCGGCCUUGCGUGGGCAACGAUGGCAAGUUCUGCGGUGCAACCAACCACUUCAAUCUCUAUGAGCUGGACUUCUCACAAUACAAGAGCAUCGGACAAUGGGGGGACCUCAUUCAAUUUCCUGUCAUCCCAGUGGCAAUUGCUCUCAUGCCCGAGAGCGGUAACCUCCUCGCUUGGUCUGCGGGCUGGGCGAACAGGUGGACCUUUGCAGGUAACGGCAGAACUCAUAGCGCGAUUUAUGACGCGAAGUCCAAGACGGUCAGCGAGCAAAUUGUCACCAAUACUCAACACGACAUGUUCUGCCCUGGGAUUACCAUGAACUCGAAUGGCAAGAUCAUUGUCACAGGCGGCUCCACCCACCAGAAGACUAGCAUCUUCGAUACGAUUGGCAACACUUGGUCCAGAGCCGCCGAUAUGGCCAUUCCUCGCGCCUAUCAAUCCUCGACCCUCACUUCCGACGGCCUGGUCUUCUCCAUCGGUGGCGACUUCCGCGGUGCCGGUGCGAAAAAUGGAGAAGUCUAUAAUCCUGUGAACAACACUGCUCGUGCCCUACCAGGCGCCCCCGUUGCACCUAUGCUCAUGGCCACCGGUCGUGGCUCCUUCCGCGCAGACUCUCAUGCUUGGCUGUUCGGCUGGAAAGAUGGCAGUGUCUUCCAAGCCGGUCCUUCGCGGGCGAUGAACUGGUACGGAACGCGUGGAACCGGUUCGUAUAAAGGUGUUGGCAAUCGUGGCAGUGAUCCGGACAGCAUGUGCGGAGUGUUCGUCAUGUACGACGCCACUCAAGGCAAGAUCCUGACACUCGGAGGAAGUCCCACGUAUGAUGGUUCGCCGUCGACAAGCAGCGCCCACAUCAUCACGAUUGGAGAGCCCAAUCAGCCUGUAAAUGUGGAGAGAAUUCAGGACGGCGCUUACAGACGUGGAUAUGCGAACGGCGUUGUGCUGCCUGAUGGUAAAGUCUUCAUCGUCGGUGGACAGACGCAGACACUGCUCUUCUCUGACUCGAAUCCUGUUCUAUUCCCUGAGAUCUUCGAUCCGGCAACCAAGUCUUUCUCGAAGCUGAGGGCACACAUGAUCCCGAGAAACUACCAUUCGACUGCUAUCCUCAUGCCUGAUGCGACUGUCUUCUCUGGCGGAGGUGGUUUGUGCAAUGGAUGCUCGGCUAACCACUUCGACGGACAAAUGUUCAGCCCUCCUUACCUGUUCGAAGCGGACGGUAUCACACUGGCGAAGCGUCCGAGCAUCUCUUCUGUCAAUGGAGCCGGCAACGUGGCGAAGGUUCCUCUUGGUGGCAGCUUGGACAUUCAGAUGGAAGGCGCCGGCAGCUACAGCUUCUCACUGAUCAGAAUGGGAAGUUCGACACACGCUGUCAAUACCGAUCAGAGACGCAUCCCGCUGCAGGCUACUGGAAGCGAGAACAGAUAUCAGGCGAGCAUUCCAAAGGAUGCAGGUGUCGCGCUCCCAGGUUACUGGAUGCUCUUUGCUGUCGAUGGCAACGGAGUUCCAAGUGUGGCCAAGACCGUGCAUAUUGCGUUGCCAUAG
Molecule: messenger RNA, 2133 nt
Organism: Cercospora beticola
Lineage: Eukaryota; Fungi; Ascomycota; Dothideomycetes; Mycosphaerellales; Mycosphaerellaceae
Molecular function (GO): protein binding
Source: RefSeq, a predicted model, not a curated record